Symbiodinium sp. CCMP2592 is the source of this 2322-nucleotide messenger RNA. Lineage: Eukaryota; Dinophyceae; Suessiales; Symbiodiniaceae. The record is from the annotation of a GenBank genome assembly.
AUGGCGGCAGCGGCGGAAGAUGAGAUCGAAGUGGAUGUCGAAACCGAUGAGCAGAGGUUUCUUCUUACCUUGGAGUCGCGAGUCUUCGUGAAGAACCGAGCCUUCUUCUUGUUCGUCACUGCGCGCGAGAAGAUGGCCGAGUUGUGGCGGAAGUCAGGCCGUGCUUUGGGCCUCCGCGUCCCAAGUGAUCUCGAGUUGGAGGCGCUAGGACCGCCGCAAACCGAGCCGGUGGUGCGAGCCUUCGAGCUCUGCAGAGAGUUCUCGGGAGAGUCCUUGUUCAAUCACUGCAUGCGCGCCUACUACUUUGCUGCGGCUGUGCGGUGGUUUGGCAAAGGCUCCCUGGAUGGCCUUGACUUGGAGCAGAUGGCAGUGGCGUUUGCUUUCCACGACUUUGGCUUGACAAAGAUCCUGGGCCGUUUCUUGACCAGCCAAACAGAAAGCGAGGAGUCAAUGUAUCCUUUUGAGGUUCGUGGGGCUCGAAGGUGCCUCCGCUUCGCCUUGAAAGAGACGCAGAUGACCCAGCAGCAAAUCAAGGUGAUGUAUGAGGCCAUCCGUCUUCACACGGCGCUCGGCUUCGACAAGCCCACAGAGCUAGCCGACCUAAUUACCGUGGGUACGUGCUGUGACGUGGUGGGCUACCGCUGCGAGGACCUCUCUAAGAAGACCAAGGCCAACAUUCUUACUGCAUAUCCGCGGCUGAAAUGGAAGGACGUCGUGAUCAAAGCCUUUGCUGACGAUGCCAAGAUGCCUCACCCAUCGCCCGUGAUGAGGCGGUACCAGCGCGAGUACUUCUUUAACCUGCUGGUACGCAUGGUUAACUGUGUGCCAGAGAGGGCAGGUUUUAACGACGUUUCCUUCCACGGAUCCCCUCAGAUUCCCACUCCGAAUAUUGAUGAACUUGCGCGCACAGGCAUCACGUUGAACAACUACCAUGUGCAGCCGGUUUGCAGCCCCACGAGAGCCACGAUACUCAGCGGUCGGCAUGUGUCGCACACAGGCAUCUACUUGCCGAUUACCACGGGAAGCCUCCACCUGAAUCUCUCUUACUCCACACUCCCCAAGUUCUUGGGGGAGCUUGGGUAUGAGACCCAUAUGGUCGGGAAGUGGCACAUCGGACUGAACCAACUCGCCGCCUUACCGACUUCCCGAGGAUUCGACAGCUACUUCGGAUAUGUCUGGGGUGCCGAGGAUUACUACACCCACAUGCGACAAGGUGCUUACGACCUCCUCGAUGGCACGCGCAGCGCCUUCGAGUACAACGGCACGCACUCGACGGGGCUUUGGGUGCAGAAAGUAGUUCAACUGCUGAGCGCCCCUCGAUCCGGGAAGCCUUUCUUCAUUUACCUUGCCUUCCAGAACGUGCACUGGCCUCUGGAAGCACCGCCAGAGUACAUGAGGCGCUUCGACGGCAAGACCGGGAACAACUCGGUGCGGCAGUCCGUGUGCGCGCUGGCCUCGGCCUUGGACGAUGCUGUCGGGGAGGUGAUCCACACACUGAAAGACAAGGGCCUCUAUGAGGACACUUUGAUCAUCUUCGCCUCAGACAACGGCGGCCCCACCAACGGCGACGAAGGCAGCUGGUCGAGCAACUACCCACUGAGAGGUGGCAAGAACUCGCUGUGGGAGGGCGGCACCCGCGUGGCGGCGGCGAUCCGGGGGCCAGGCAUUUCUCCUGAGCUCGUCGGCACGGUCAGUUACCACAAGGUGCACGCUGCCGACUGGCUGCCCACCUUGGUGAGGAUAGCGGCCGACGACAGUACCUGGCUAGAGAGGAAUUGGCCCCGGGGGGAACCUCAGCUCAUUCUCGGGGAUGGCAUCGAUGUCUGGGACACCUUCAGCAAAGGCCUGGAAGUCCGGAAAGAGGUCUUGCUCGAAGCGCACCCGGAUCACCACUGGCAGAUGCACGGCAAUGCGCUCAUCGUGGGCGACUGGAAGAUCAUCCGCUUUGGACGCAGAGCCUUCAACCCCAAGGUCGCGUUUGGCUGGGUACCCCCGCCAGGGCAGAAAGCUGCUUCCGUGGACUACCAGAUCGCUUGCAAGCUGGAGAACCAGCCUAGCUCCGUCGACUAUACGGAGUGCGAGUACGAUUUCUGCCUUUUCAACGUCACAGCAGACCCUUGCGAAUACCAUAACCUUGCCAAACAGCAUCCGGACAUCGUGCAGAGGCUCACUACUCGCCUUUCAGAGUACCAGCGGACGGCGGUCCCCCAACUGAGAGAGAAAGACUGUGGCUGCGAACCGGUCAUCGUCAAGGGUGCCUGGCGUCCGUGCGACGCUCCUGACCCGGAUGCCACAUUGCACUUGCGAAGUAUCUUUACUUAG